AUGCCCACAGCAUCCAACGAUCCGCCAAGCUUUCAGGAUGCGGUUUAUUACAUUAAUCGUGUGGAGGCAACAAAAAAGUUUACACGUAAAGAUAGGCGUCAAUGGCAUCGACGCAUCUUAGCACAUUGGAGGGAGAGCCCCGAGAAAUUCUUAAAUCACUCCAUUGGAGUCUAUGGGAUGCCAUUUUUGGUAGUGCUGUGUUUGACAAUUCGCGGCUUUCACAGCAUCAAGAACAGCAAGCCCUUCUGGGAUGUUAAUGUCUACGGCAAGUCCGAUGAAGAGCGAGAGUUGCAGGACUCGUGGCUGAGGCUCAAACGCUUUUCAGAUCGCCACCCAGAGCAUGAGGGUCUUGAUAUGACGGUAGCGAUGAUGUCUCCUGGACAGUCGCAUCUGUCGUCGUCGCGAGCGGAACUACGUGAGUCCGACGUCACGGACCCCCAUUUUCACAGCGAAAUCUGGUGGAAGCUUCGACACAUGCGGUACUACGGUCACUGGCCAAAAGGUCUGGCGGAGUAA
Trypanosoma rangeli is the source of this 516-nucleotide messenger RNA. RefSeq lists its product as uncharacterized. The coding region runs from base 1 to 516 and encodes 171 amino acids. The transcript has a single exon. Lineage: Eukaryota; Euglenozoa; Kinetoplastea; Trypanosomatida; Trypanosomatidae. The record is from RefSeq and is a predicted model, not a curated record.